AUAGAGGCAGAUGAUCACCAACUCAAAUGAGUUUUUUCUCUGAAGACAAUGACAGCAAUUUAGCACCAAUUAGUCUUCCCUUGUGUUGAUACAGUAGCAUUUUGUUUCUCGUCAAUCACCAACAUGUCCACUAAAUCCAAAUCAACUCUUAAUGGAACUCCUAGCAACUCGACACCAUCAACUCCUCGGAUCAAUAGAGUGAGCAGGGGACUAGCUAAAUCUGAUGCUGAUUCACCCUCUCCCUUGCAGAAUUCGCGUUGUUCAGUGGAUAAGUCUGUUAGAUCUGCUAUUAUUUCUAAGACUUCUGUGGAACGGCGGUCCUCUAAGCUCAGUACCCUACCUGAUAAAAAACCAACACGGAUACUGAAGCCAUCAGAACUACAAGCUGAAUUAAAUGUUGCUCGAGAAGAUCUGAAGAAGGCCAAAGAGAUGUUGGCUUUGGUUGAAAAGGAAAAAGUGCAAGCUCUUGAAGAAGUGAAGGAAGCUCAGAAAUUGUCUGAGGAAGCUAAUGAGAAGCUGAGAGAAGCUUUGGUAGCUCGAAAGCAAGCUGAAAAGAACUCUGAAGUUGAAACGUUUCGUGCUGUUGAGAUGGAACAGGUGGGGAUUGAAUCUGCUCAAAAGAAAGAAGAGGAAUGGAAGAAGGACCUCGAAGCUGUGAGGAAUCAACAUGCUGUUGAUGUGGCUGCUCUCCUCUCUGCCACACAGGAACUUCAACGUGUAAAGCGCGAAUUGGCCAUGGCAUGUGAGGCCAAAAAUAAGGCACUUAGCAAUGCUGAGGAUGCUGGGAAAAUUGCUGAAACUCAUGCUGGGAAGGUGGAAAUCCUCUCGGCUGAGUUAGUGAGAAUGAAAUCUUUACUUGAUUCCAGGAUCUCUUGGAAUGAAACGGAGGUUAAUGAGAAGAAUAUGAUGGUGGAAGAUCUAACACUCGAGAUAGACACGCUAAAAGAAGAACUGGAGAAAGCAAAAAGUUAUGAAGCUAAAUUGGUGGAAAAAGAAGGUAUCAUGAAGCAACUUAAUGUCGAUUUGGAGGCUGCUAAGAUGGCUGAAUCUCACGCUCAUAAUGUAUUGGAGGAGUGGAAGAAGAAGGUUGAAGAAUUGGACGCUCAGGCUGAGGAAGCAUGCCAUUUAGAAAGAUCUGCAUCAGUAACUCUAGAGUCGGUCAUGAAACAACUCGAAGCAAGCAAUGAUUCGGUGCAUGAUGCAGAAUCUGAGAUUGAAUGUCUCAAGGAGAAGGUGCGGAUACUUGAGGAAUCAGAACAUCACACUCAAAUGGCCAAGGAAGAAGUGAGUGAGUUGAGAAAGAAGGUAGAUUCUCUUAUAUAUGAUCUUGAAACAGUGAAGGAAGAGAAGAAUCAGGCUAUGGAGAAUGAGAAACUAGCAGCAGCCAGUAUUCAAACACUGUUAGAACAAAAAAACAGACUUGUAAAUGAUUUGGAAAGGUCUAGGGAGGAGGAAGAAAAAAGUAAGAAGGCAAUGGAAAGUUUGGCAUCAGCUUUGCAUGAGGUUUCUUCAGAAGCAAGAGAAUCCAAAGAGAGGUUGUUGUCUAACCAAGAUGAAAAUGAACAUUAUGAGACACAAAUUGAAGAUUUGAAGUUGGUAUUGAAAGCAACAGAAGAAAAGUAUGAAAGCAUGCUUGACGACGCAAAAGAGAAACUUGAUGUUCUUACCAGUUCUGUUAAACAAUCCAAGGAUGAGCACCAGAAAUUGAAGACUGAGUGGGAGGAAAAGGAGCUUCAUCUGAUGAGUUGCAUGAAUAAAACUGAAGAAGAAAAAUCAUCGAUGGAAAAAGAGAUAAACCGACUAGUAAAUCUGCUAGAAGAUGCUGAAAAAGAAGCUUCUGUCAAAAAAGAUGGAGAAGCUUAUUUGAAGAAUUCCCUAAAGAAAUCUGAAUCUGAGGUGACUUAUUUAAAGGAGGUCCUUGGUGUAGCAAAGGAUGAAAGCAUGAGGUUGAAGGAACGUUUAACGGACAAAGAAAAUGAAGUGCAGAAUAUUGUUCGCGAAAAUGAGGAGCUCCGAAGUAGAGAAGCUGCAUCUUGGAAGAAAGUUGAGGAGUUGUCCAUGUUGCUUGAAGAAUCAUUAGCCAAAAACGAACCUGAAGCAAAUGGAGAGCUUUCUGAUAGCGAAAAAGACUAUGACAUGCUCCCAAAAGUAGUGAAAUUAUCUGAUCAAAUAGAGAAGCCUAAGAUGGAACUUCCACCUUAUCAAUCUGAGCAACCUGUUGAAGAAAAACCUGAAGAUGUCAAAAUCUCCUCACAUGAUGAAGCUGAUCUUAAGGCCUCUAAACUGGUCGAUAAUUCAAAUGGAAAGCUAAAUGAACUUGAGAACAAAGAAAAGGAAGAUGAUGAUUUGGUAAAAGCUGAGAAUAAAAUAUGGGAAAGAGAAGCAGAACUAGAAGAAAAACCAGAGUCAAAGGCUGAUGGUGAAGAGAGCCAUGAAAAUGGUGGCACAUCUCCUACUAAGCAGCAAAAUCAGAAGAAGAAAAAACCUUUGUUUCAUAAAUUUGGAAGCCUACUGAAGAAGAAAAGCACCAGCAGCCAGAAGUAACUGAUCAGUUAUCAACUGCUUUGUGCCUGGCAUAUAGCAGUUAUACUAGCAAAGAGUAAACAUUUGGACUGGAAUAUGCUUGGUUUUAAAAUAUUUUGCUCUUCUGUUUUCUUAUUUGUUUAUAUUUCAAAUAGGGGCUUACAUAAGAAAAAAGGUUGUAUCAUCUUUAGUUUUUUCCUUCUUAUUUUUUGGGGGGUCCUGUUUCUCGAUUUUAAUUUGUCAUGCUGGGAAUAUCCUUUAUAUUUGACACCAUUUUUUCCAGCUU
Messenger RNA from Lycium ferocissimum, 2809 nucleotides. Its product is annotated as WEB family protein At5g16730, chloroplastic-like. Lineage: Eukaryota; Viridiplantae; Streptophyta; Magnoliopsida; Solanales; Solanaceae. The transcript is spliced from 4 exons. The record is from RefSeq and is a predicted model, not a curated record. Bases 124 to 2544 code for a protein of 806 amino acids. Gene Ontology annotation, biological process: reciprocal meiotic recombination.